CGCGAGAGCGGUGGCGCGGCCGCGGUAAUGGCGGCCGUGCACAAUGGAGCGGGGCGUUGACGACGGCGGCGACGGCGACAACGGGUGGAAACAGAGGCGGCAACAUGGAGGCCGCCGUGGUGCUGGAGUGCGGGGUCGGUGGCGAUCCGGGCCCUGAGCGGGGAGUGGACGGGCCUCUUGUAGGCCCUGAGGCCGAUGCUGACGCAUUGAGGCUAGUGGAGCCGGACCCGGGCCUUCUGGAGCGCUGCGGCGUGUGUCGAGGCCGUCUACGGGAGCGCCAGCCCCGCCUGCUGCCCUGCCUGCACUCGGUGUGCAAGGGCUGCCUUCACGGCGGGGUCGACGCCAGCGGGAGCCCGCAGGCAGACGGGCUUAUUUGCUGCCCUGUUUGCAGACAACAAUGUUACAUAAGGGAUAUCAUAGAAAACUACUUCCUAAGGGAUACUGGUGAAUUGGACCCUGGCUCGAACAAGAAGGUUAGCCAGGUAUGUACCUGUUGUGAAGACAAUGCUGUGUCCUCCAGUUUUUGUGUCGAGUGUGCUGAGUGGUUGUGUGAUGCCUGUGUAGAGGCUCACCAGAGAGUGAAAUUCACAAAGGACCACACUCUGAGUAAGAAGAAUCCAGGGUUCACAGUAGAUGGAAGGACAAACUGCGAGCGACCGAUCUUCUGCUCCAUUCACAGGCAGGAGACCCUGAAACUGUUCUGUGAGACGUGCGACACAUUAACCUGCCGGGACUGCCAGUUGCUCACCCACAAAGAUCAUCGAUAUCAAUUUCUCGAGGAAGCUAUUAAGAACCAGAAGAUGACGUUGGAAAACCUGGUGAAGAAGCUGACGGAGAAAAAAACUCAGCUGCAAGUGACCACCAAGCAAGUUCGUACUAGGUUAAGAGAUGUUCAGGAUAUGCAGAAGAAGGUCCAGGUGGAGAUCAAGAUGGCAAUCCUGCAGAUCAUGAGAGAGCUAAAUAAACGGGGCAAGACACUCAUCCAGAGAGUGGAGAGGUUGGCGGAGGAGCAACAGCUGAAACUGGAGCAACAACAUCUUUCCAUGUCCAAACUGUACCGGCAGAUGGACCAUGUCUUAAAGUUUGCUUCGUGGGCCGUCAGUACGGAUAACAGCACAGCACUGCUGCUUUGCAAAAAACUGAUCUUCUACCAGUUACAAAGAGGAUUGCAAUCAAAGGUUAACACAGAGGAGUUGAAGAAUGACAUUAUUACAUUUCUCUGGGACUCUGCCUUUUGGACUAAGAAUGCAGCUAAUUUUGGCAAUGUUAUGAUUGAAGUUCCCUCAACGUUGUCAGCACAUAUUUCAGUACAACAUCCGUCGAUGUCUGUCCAUUGCCCCCUGCCCAUCGCACAGCAUCAACCUGCCCCCCAACAUCAGUCCAGUCACUGCCCCCAGCCUGUGGCCCAGCACCAAUCAGCUCCCCAGCACCAACCUGCCCCCCAUCACCAACCUGCCCCCCACCACCAACCUGCCCCCCACCACCAACCUGCCCCCCAGCACCAACCUGCUCCCCAACACCAAUCUGCACCCCACCACCAACCUGCCCCCCAGCACCAAUCUGCACCCCACCACCAACCUGCCCCCCACCACCAACCUGCCCCCCACCACCAACCUGCCCCCCACCACCAAUCUGCUCCCCAACACCAAUCUGCACCCCACCACCAAUCUGCACCCCACCACCAAUCUGCCCCUCAGUAUCAGUCAAGCCACUGCCCCCAGCCUGUGGCCCAACAUCAAUCUGCCUCCCAACACCAAUCUGCCCCCCAACACCAAUCAUCCCCCCACCACCAAUCUGCUCCCCAGUAUCAGUCAAGCCAAUGCCCCCAGCCUGUGGCCCAACACCAAUCUGCUCCCCAGUAUCAGUCGAGCCACUGCUCCCAGACCCUGGCCCAACACCAGUCCAACAAUCGAAUGAUUGCACAGCAAGGAAACUCCUGGCAAAAUCACGUACCUAUGCAGCCCCCCCAUCGCCUUCCACCACCCAAUUACCAGCAGACAGCUCUCCCACCUCCACGCCAGCCACCUCCACCGCAGAGCACGCAGCAGGCCAUCAUCCGUCAGCCUCACACGGCUGCAUCUUGGCCACCUGUGAACAGCCUCUCGCGGAUGCAGCAAGCAGUGCAGCUGGUGAAGCCAACAAGCACAAUGACCAGUGCUAAUGGGAGGUAUCUUCAGCAGAUGCAGGUGCAGGUGGUUCAACAAGGGAGCAUCUUGCCAAUGCAGCAGCAGCAGCAACAGCAACAGCAGCAGCAGCAGCUCAUGGGUCAGGUGCUCUUACUGCCACAAAUGAAUGGAAUACAAGUGCGCCAGCCUCAGGGGCAUACUCAGGGAGCUGCCAAGCAAUCGAUCAGUGGGGGUCAGACAGCGACACUGUACCAGCAAAUGUCCAUGCAUCAGCCUACUGUCGUUAGUAAAUUACCUUCCCCGACACCCCGGCAGCAAUUGUCCUUUGGGCCUAGCACAGCUGGUGGUGUUCAGUCUCCACCAGUGCAGCAAAUAUCAACAUCCACUGGGCUAUCAAACACUCCUGGCAGUCGACCAUCUCCUCCUGUGCAACAAGCACUGAGAUCGAAUACUACUACCAGCCGGCAGUUGCUAACAACUGCUGCACCCCAGCACGCAUACUCCAACAUCCCUGCUGCCGGGCAUAGUACUCCGGUUGGUGCACAUUGCCAUCGGUCUCCAACGUCAAGCCAUCGCCUUGGCAACAGCCCGGUUGACCAACUCAAGAUGUUGGUGCAGCAGGCAACCUCGUACCCCCGUGUCAUACUGCCCCACAGAGAUGGCCCGGCCACUGCCCACCAUUUUGCGCAAGAACAGUAUUUCUGUGCGGGGCCCCCUCUAGUGCCACAGCAGGUUGGUAUAGAUGAUAGCUUACUGUACUCUCUGAUCCUGACCUCCAAUGGAACCUCGCCCUGGUCUGAGGCGGGAGCGGAAGGAUGUGUGAAAGGGCAGCCUACAUGUCACGUUCCUCGUGCAUUCACUGAACCGAGGAGGGGUGUGCCCUUCAAGCUGUCAAAUGCCAGCAGCACCACUGAGCAAGAGGGGCAGGGAAACCCCAUUAAACAGUUGCAGGAAGCUUCAGAGUCCGGAUGUAAUCCUUUGCAGUGUACUCUAGAGCAUGCUGGUGGCAGCUCGGACUUGAACGUUAAACCCAAAUUGAACAUGAAAGUCCCAUAUGUGCGGUUAGAGCGAUUGCAGAUCGAUUUGUCUACUGACACAGAGCUGCCGACCUUCAAGCUGUUACCAGGCAGUGGGCAGGAUGAGUUUAGCCUGAUCAUCAUCGAAGGAGAAGGCUUGCCUCUGAAUCCACCCAUCACGGCACCAACUCUGGAGAGCACCUUGACGCCACCGAACUCCGUCUCUCCCGCAUCGGUGACUGAAAUUGAAUUUGUCUUUAAUGAGAGAACCGAGGUAACAAGCAAGCGCUCCCAUCACGCCCUGAGCCCCACGCCCUCCCCCAGCGAAAAGUCACCUGGAAGUAUUCCAGAUCUCAAGGCGUCCCCGCUGUGCAGCGUGAGUGAGAAGGGCGAGGAACAGGAUGAGGUGCUGUGUGUCGUCUGUGGCAAGGGAGGCGAGCUGUCCUGCUGCAGCCACUGUUUGAAGGUGUUCCAUGUGGGCUGCCACGUCCCAGCCUUGCUCAGCAUGCCCAGUGUUGAAUGGACCUGUUCCUUAUGUGUGGAUUUGGCGACAUCUGAAGUUCAGAGUGAAAGCUCGUCAACAUUAGCAAACAUUGGAAAUGCCACAAAGGAUGGCCUUGGUGCUGUCGAUCAGCAGAAAUGUGAACGCUUGCUGUUGUUGCUUCUGUCUCAUAAGAUGUGCCAGGCCUUUCACAACCCGAGUGGGGCCUCCCAGUUGAAAAGACAGCCGUUAGAUUUGUCUUCUCUGAGAGCAAAACUUGAGAAGACAAGCACUCCCCAUUAUUCAUCCCCUGAUGAGUUUGUGCUUGAGGCUCGGCUGUUGUUUAAGACAUUUGAACUGAGUCAGGAGAAAAAGGAGGUUGCCGAGUCUGUACUGAUGCUCGAGUCAUUCUUUGAGGAAAAGUUGGCGGAUGUCUUCAACGGCAAAACCUUUGGCAGCAGAGCAGCCAAGCAGGGGCUGGAGUCGGGCAGCAUGCACUGUGACCAAACUGACUGCAGGGAUGGCAGCCGCCAUACAGAGCAGGCUGACAGUGGCCCCACGCAGCCAAAGAGGCAACGGCUCGACGAGGGCCAGCCACUGUGAACGGGACACCUGAGCUGCAGCUUUGGUUGGGUGGUUGACAACAGCCCUGAGACUGAUGGUGUUGGAAUGAGGAGAGAUCCCUCUGCUCUGCAGGGGUGAAGAGACUUGUUACCUGUACAAACCUGAGCCUGGGACAGUCCAUGGAAAGGAAUUCCAGAUGUGAAAACCUUUAGUACUGAAUUUAAAUGGAACCGGAGAAGUAGCACGGAGACGUUUUGUUUGCCCCUGGGUUUGUCGGCAGAGGUCGGCACCCGUUGUUUUUUUUAUGUGUAAACUGUAUGUAUUAAAGAAUUCAAUAAUGUGUAAUAUACAUUGUCUGUAUUUCAUGUUGAAAUUCAUACUGGAUCAUAGUAAAACAAGAGCAAAUAAAGUCAUUUUCACUGAGGGAUAAUCCUACAUCGCUCAGUAAUAAAACUAAAAGGUCCAACGGUA
Amblyraja radiata (thorny skate) is the source of this 4658-nucleotide messenger RNA. RefSeq names its product transcription intermediary factor 1-beta. Gene Ontology annotation, cellular component: chromatin. The transcript has 20 exons. Gene Ontology annotation, molecular function: zinc ion binding; protein binding. NCBI's taxonomy places the organism in Eukaryota, Metazoa, Chordata, Chondrichthyes, Rajiformes, Rajidae. The coding region runs from base 105 to 4226 and encodes 1373 amino acids. The record is from RefSeq and is a predicted model, not a curated record.